AUGAAUAGAUUGAUAAAUCGUUGUAUUGAUAGAUUGAUAAAUUGCUACAUUGACCGUAGAGCAUGUCGCGGUCGUCGAGCGCGUCGGAGCCGGCGGCGGGGCGGGCGGGGCGGGCGGGGGCGGUCGGCGCGCGCGGGGCGGGAGGGGCGGGCGGAGGCCACGGUGUCCAGCCGGCUGGAGAUCCGCGUGCGGCCGCCGGCGCCCGACGCCGCCUCGCCGGCGCUCGCGGGGAACACCGUGAAAAUCCACUCAGUGGUGAGCGGGGGUGAGGUGAGACUCAACCAUGAUGAAGCGUCUGUGUAUUAUGACGCUACCGAGCACCAAAGAGAUAAACGCAGGUCUUCGACGAGGAGCGGGGAGAAGAGCCAGAGUCCCGCAAUAGAGAGGACUCGCCUGGACGCUAUACCUGAUAGAAGUACGUCAGCGGCGCGCGGCGCGGGCGGCGACGGGACGCACAGCUUGAGAGAUAGAUCAACCAGCAGCACCUCGCGCAUCCCGGUGGCGAGCCCCGCGCACCCCCCGCACCCCCCGGCGGGGGGCGCGCACCCCCCGGCGGCGGCGGGGGGCGCGCACCGCCUCGCCAAGUGCGCGUCGUGGAGCGGCGACCCCCCGCUGUCGCCGGACACCACCCCUCACACUGCGGACCUCACCCCCGCAUUAAGACGAAGAAGACAGAACGCGGCAGACAAAUACGCGGCGGACCCCGCCAGGGACCUCAACCUGCGCUUCGCGCGCCCGCGCCGGCGACACCCGCCGCAUGCCAGCGCAACAAGCCGCUGCCGGAGUGUAACAAUCGGCUCCUCCCCACCCCCCGGCUCUUCCUCCUCCUCCGGCUCGCCGCCUCCCGCGCCCCCCGGCGGGCCCCCGGGCCCCCUCGCCGGGCCCCCCGCGCCGCCCGCCGGGCCCCCGCUGCACAACGCGGCGCGCGCGCGCCGGUUCAGACCCAGCAAGGACGGGAAGGAGGAGCUGCCGGCCCCCGUGUACAGUGCUGUCGUCUGUAACGCUGAUUGUGAGGUUCCGGACACAGACUGUGACGAAGCAUCGAAACAUCUG
Brenthis ino (lesser marbled fritillary) is the source of this 1053-nucleotide messenger RNA. Lineage: Eukaryota; Metazoa; Arthropoda; Insecta; Lepidoptera; Nymphalidae. The record is from the annotation of a GenBank genome assembly.